Molecule: messenger RNA, 1287 nt
Organism: Coregonus clupeaformis (lake whitefish)
Lineage: Eukaryota; Metazoa; Chordata; Actinopteri; Salmoniformes; Salmonidae
Gene: tpd52l2b
Product: tpd52 like 2b
Exons: 10
Coding region: 270-1058 (262 amino acids)
Cellular component (GO): cytoplasm
Source: RefSeq, a predicted model, not a curated record
CAACGUCAUCCACAGACGCCGGAAAAGGCGCAAGCUGAAAGUUCAUCGUCGAGCUGAGUUGGCUUUAUUAUUGGAGCGAGUACUACUUGUUCGUAUCUGUCUCCCUCGACGAAUGAGGUUGUUCUUGUUGAAUCCUGUCACACAACGGGAGAGGUUCACAGGUUUCGAUUGAUUGAGUGGACGGCACUGCUAACUAGCCACCACCCUUUCCAUUACUAGCUGACAUCUUUCCAGUUUAAGGCGCUCAAACACUCCGCUCAUACGACGCCAUGGACCCCGUUGGUCAAGCAUGCCCCCCCGCCCCCACUCUCUCUCUUGACCCAGACAUCAACCUGAACUCCCCCAACAAGGGCCUGGGACCCGCAGGAGGAGUAGACUCCCUAACGGAUGUCUCCGUGAAGGGGGGAGCCAUGGCAGUAGCAGCCGUCAACACGCUGCCCCCAGGGCUCACGGAGGAGGAGGCCGAGGAGCUCCGCUCUGAGCUAGUCAAGGUGGAGGAGGAGGUCAACACCUUGAGACAGGUGCUCCUGGCCAAAGAGAAGCAUUCUGCUGAUCUGAAGAGGAAGCUGGGGCUGAGUCCUCUCAACGAGCUCAAACAGAACCUCUCCAAGGGAUGGCAGGACGUUCAGACCUCCAACGCCUAUAUCAGAACCACUGAGAAACUUGGCGAGUGGAAUGAGAAGGUUACCGGUUCCGAGUUAUAUCUUACAGCAUCUGCAACUUUGGAUGACAUUGCCCAAUCUGAAGCGUAUAAGAAGACUUCUGAGACCCUCUCUGUGGCGGGACAGAAGACCACUGCUGCCUUCUCCACCAUGGGCACUGCCCUCAGCAGGAAACUGGGAGACAUGAGAGCGCUGCCUUUCUCCAACUCCUUUGGUAGCAACUACUCCAUUCGCCAAUCGAUAAGUAUGCCAGCGAUGAGAAACUCUCCAACCUUCAAGUCGUUCGAGGACAAAGUUGGAAACAUCAAGUACAUGGUGGUUGGAACCAGAGGUAACGGAGAAGCUGUCCAGUCCCCGACCGAAACGAACCCCGUUCAGGACAACGCACCCUUCUGAAGCUCCUCCUUCCUCUCUUAUCACCGGGACUGUGACGACGACAUCAUUAAGCGCCUCAUCACUGAGUGACCCUUGACCUGUGACAUCACCCUCAACACCAUAUGCCAUUACUCACUACUACCUCCCUCCACCUCCUCAGUUACCUAUAGCCCAGUCCUAAAUGGGCCCUUGGCUCCUACCCCCCCCCAAGGACCUUGGCUCCUACCCCCCCCCUCCCCUAGGUCCUUGG